AUGGCCCGUCAAUCAUUUGCAACGCUGCCGCCCGAGAUACGCGUGUGUAUUGCCGAACGCUUAGAUCGAGAUGAUCUCCUCAGCCUUGGCGGCGUCAACAAGAAUCACUUCGAACUUCUGCGACCUAAGAUUGUUGGCUACCGGCUUCUCUGCGCAUUAACCCAGAGAAAUGAAACUCUUGCCAUAGAGAUCCUACAGAAUAAUUUGCAAACCGACUUAAAUGUACGCUGUCGCAAACACAUGUCGGCAAUCCACAUUGCUUCUUCAAAUGGAUUCAAAGAAAUUCUCCGGCUUUUACUCGUGGAUCGUGGACACAAAUACCUUCUUGAUGCCCGUGAUAUUCACAAGAACACGCCCCUGAUAUAUGCCGCUCGUUAUAGCGACGACGAGACCAUAUCUUUUCUUAUUGAAAAAGGGGCUGACAUCAAUGCGCAAAAUGUUUAUGGGGAAACCGGGCUUCAUUUGGCAAGCUCUCGAGGAAAAGAGGUGGCUGUGAACCGCUUAUUAGAAGCAAACGCCGCGGUUUCCGUAGCCAAUACAGCUGGAAUGACACCACUUUGGUAUGCUACUACACGGCAGUAUGUAGCUAUCGCAAAACGCUUGGUGGUAGCAGGCGCAACUAUUCCUUCUCGAAAUUCCGGCGGGGACACGGAGCUGCACCUAGCAGCACGUUUCAACAGUUUUGAACUAGCAAAGCUAUUUCUCGAUAAAGGGGCUGAUCCAUCUGCUUUUGACAUAGCUGGAUGGACGCCGCUGAUCUGGGCUGCCUGGAAUGGCAAUGCGGAAUUGGCAUGGAUUUUAAUCUUGAAUGGGGCUAAUGUGGUGGCGACCGAUAAAGAUGGCAGUUCAGCGCUAGACUUUGCAAUCCGAGCAGGCCACACCGAAGUCUCGGAUCUCUUAAGGGGUCAAAUAGGCGGCUGA
Molecule: messenger RNA, 921 nt
Organism: Penicillium cosmopolitanum
Lineage: Eukaryota; Fungi; Ascomycota; Eurotiomycetes; Eurotiales; Aspergillaceae
Product: ankyrin repeat domain-containing protein
Exons: 1
Coding region: 1-921 (306 amino acids)
Molecular function (GO): protein binding
Source: RefSeq, a predicted model, not a curated record